UGCUAGCAUAAAGUUUGGAACCGCAGUGCGCAUGCGCGUAGCCCUUCCACAAGUUGCUGCUCUCACACAAGCAAGCAAGCCAGCCAGCCAGCCAGCCAAGUGGACCAGUACAAAAAGAAGACUGAACGUCGCACGCGGGACCUGCCCGCGCUUCUGCGGAGUUUUACAAGUGGACGCGGUGGAGUUUGAAAGUUUUACUGGACCGGCGGAGCCUUUCUUCGACCCAGACGAGAUCGAGCGGGGGCACCGCCGGUGUUGCGUUCAGGUUCCAGUCAGGCAUCGUGAGCGAGGACACCUUGCAUCGGGGUGCGUGGCAUUCCGGACUUGAUGCCGCUGCUGUUGUUCAUGGUGCUGGUGCGGGACUCGACUGAGUGCGCUGGGCGGCGACCAUGGCUCACACGGUGCACGUGAACAGCAACGGUCCAGCACGAGACCAAAGAUGUCGGAGCUCCGAUAACGACCAAGACCCCGUGGCUCCGUACUCCGUGGAAACUCCAUACGGUUUUCAGUUGGACUUGGAUUUUCUCAAAUAUGUCGACGACAUUGAGAGGGGCAACACCGUCAAGAAAGUGAGCAUUCAGAGGAAGCCCAAAGGGGCCAAGCCGGGGCCGGGGGCGGCGGCGCCGCACCUCGACGCCGGGGCCGAAUGGACGUCCGCCGACUCGCUCUCGUCCUCCAACAGCGACGACAAGCCGUCGCCGGUCUUGGUCAGCCCCAAGGCCCAGCUGACGGUCACCCUCCAAAGGGCGCCGUGCGAAGCCGCACCCCGGCGGUGCUCCGCCGGCGUCGCUGAACCCAAGCCGCUGCUGCCGCCGCCCUCGCCCGGAUUGACGCCGCGCCACAACCCCCGCGUGGAGAAGACCCUGAUGGAGACCCGGCUUCGCCUGGAGCAGGAGCGCCUGUUGAUGGAGCCGCUGCCGCCGCCGCCCCGCCGCCGUCUGGGCUCCAGCGGCUCACUCUCGUCAUACUCUGCGGCGGCCGGCCUGAUCUCCCCCGGCGCCCCGCCGCCCCUGGCCCUCGACGGUCCGGCCCACAAUGGAGAGUACAACCCUUACUACCCGCCGUCCGCCGGCAGCUCCGUCCGCCACAGCCCCCCGAGCUCCGGCGCGGCCACGCCGGCGACCAACGUCAGCCCGAUGCACCUUCAGCAGAUCCGCGAGCAGAUGGUCGUCGCCCUGCGCAGGCUGAAGGAGUUGGAGGAGCAGGUGAAGACCAUCCCCAUCCUGCAGGUGAAGAUCGCCGUUCUUCAGGAGGAGAAGAGACAGUUGGCCGCCCACUCCAAAGGUCCGGGCGCUUUCCGCAAGCGCUCCUGCAGCGUGGGCAGCGCCGAGCAAAUGGAGAGCCCGGCCCCCGUCCCAAAAGAGACGGCGCUGCGCAUCGACGAGCCCCAGCACCUGGAAGAGUUCCGGCGUCUGGCCGCCGAGGUCCAAGCUCUGGAGCGCACCGCCCUUGACAACGGCGAUUCCGAAAACCAGAUUCGGAACCGGGCCCUUCGAAAGUCCGUCGGCGUCGUUACCGACGAAAACAUGAACAGCCUCCGAAUCCGGGCCGGGAAAGCGCCGCGGGAGCGCGGCCGCCGGGACGCGGCCGUGGCCACGGAGCCCCGGGACACCCGCGGCGCUUCGGUGGGCGUCACCGAGGCCAUGCUGGGCCUGACCGGCGAGGCGGAGAAGGAGCUGGAGCUCCAGCGGCGGACCAUCGAGGCGCUGAAAGACGACAUCUACCGCUUGGAGGUGCAGCUGAAAGAAGCCGCUCACCAGGCCGAGAUGGCCAAGCUCAAGCUGGAGCUGCGGGCGGCCGGCGGCUCCGGCAAGAAGAAGGCCGACAAGGGCUCGACCGUCAGGCCCGAGACCUACAGCGUCUGCGUGGAGGCCAAAGUCCCGGUGCGCAGCCGGGGCGUCGGCGACCGGCUCGUCUCGGAACCUCAGAGCUCGUCCGUCGGGGUGUCGUGUCGCCCCAGCGUGUCGAGCGUCGCCGUCGGACCCGAUCAAAGUUUGGAGGCCGCCCGCGAGCGCCGGCCGGUCGGGCUGUGCGAGGCGGGAACCAACACGGCGGAGUCUCUGGACUGCUCGGCCGUCUGCAAACCGAUGGCGCAGUUGCUCAAGGAGACGCGAUCGGUCGCCAGCGGCGACUGUUCCGCGGACGUCCGGGCGGUGUCCCGAGGGACCGACCCGGCGUUUGCGGCCAAAGCCGACUCCUGCGUGAUGGCGGCGCCGGAGUCCGCCACGCAACAGACCAACACCGAGACCGAAGCGGUCAGCAGGUCCACCAACACCGAAACGCCGGCGCUGAGCGACUCCUCCACCAACACGGCCGCCGCCGAAACGCGAACGGUCGCCGCCGGAGAGGGCCUGAUCAAAGACGUCCUCUCGGUCGCAAAGCUUCGCUCGGUCGCCGUGGGGACCGAGUCGCUCCUCGGCCCGUCCUGCGCCGCCAAGACCCAAGACUUUGGCGUGGGAUCCGUCAGCAUUCACGAGAACUUCCUCCUCGGUUUAAAAACGCGCAACAUGGCGUGCGGGCCCUCGCAGCUCCCCGAACCAAGCCAAGGCGGCCAAGGCGGCGCCGGCCUGGACCACUACAUCGAGAGAGUGCAGAAGCUGCUGCGGGAGCAACAGAUGCUGCUGGCGGAGAACUACAGCGAGCUGGCCGAGGCCUUCGGGCAGCCCCACUCCCAGUUUGGAGCCAUCAACAGCCAGCUGGUCAGCACGCUCUCCUCCAUCAACUCGGCCGUGAGAAGCGCCGGCGCCGAGGACCUCCCGGAGCCCCGGCGGGCCCGAGCGGACGCCGCCGCCCGCUCAGACGCCGCGCCCGAGACGCGGGGAGACCAAGCCGCCGAGACGCAAAUUGGGGAUCGGCAGCCGCAGCAGCAGAUGAGCGCGGCCGAGCAGAAGAGCCGCAUGGACCUGCAGAUGUCCACGGCGCUGCACGGUCGGCCUUGCGACGCCAACGCGCUGAAGUCCAUCAUGAAGAAAAAAGACGGGCCAGCCGACGGCGGCGGCGCCAAGAAGAACCUGCAGUUUGUGGGCGUCAACGGCGGCUACGAGACCACUUCCAGCGACGACUCCAGCUCGGAGGAGGGCAGCUCCUCCGCAUCGGAGGAGGACGAGGACGACGAAAAUGAGACGGAGGAGAAGCACGGCCGGGACGACGCGCCGGAGAGGACGGCGGGAGGAAGUGCCGAUGAGCAGGAGCCCAGAGAAAGGUACGAGCUCAGCGAGAAGUUGUUGGCGGCGUGCAACGUCCUCAAAGUUCACCUCAGCAAGCCCGACGACGUGAGCGCUAAAGACCUGAGGGCAAGCGUCAACGCGGUGCAGCACGAGUGGUUCCGCGCCUCCAGCCAGAAGGCGGCAUCGGCGUCUGCCGUGGCGGACUACCUGGCGGCGUUCGGGGCCGUCUCCCCAAACGUGCUGCGCCACGUGGUCAACAUGGCCGACGGCAACGGCAACACGGCGCUGCACUACAGCGUGUCGCACUCCAACUUCCCCGUGGUCAAGAAGCUUCUGGACGCCGACGUGUGCAACGUGAACCAGCAGAACAAGGCGGGCUACACGCCCAUCAUGUUGGCGGCGCUGGCCACCGUGGAGACGCCCGCAGACAUGCGCAUCGUGGAGGAGCUCUUUGGGAAGGGCGACGUCAACGCACGCGCAAGUCAGGCGGGCCAGACGGGCCUGAUGCUGGCGGUGAGCCACGGCCGCAUGGACAUGGUGCGGGCGCUGCUGGCCAACGGCGCCGACGUCAACGUGCAGGACGACGAGGGCUCCACGGCGCUCAUGUGCGCCAGCGAGCACGGACACGCCGACAUCGUCAAGCUCCUGCUGGCCCAGCCCGGCGCCGACGCCACGCUCAGCGACAGCGACGAGAGUAACGCCCUGUCCAUCGCUUUGGAAGCCGGCCACAAGGACAUCGCCGUCCUGCUUUACGCGCACGUCAACUUCUCCAAAGCGCAGUCGCCUGGAACCCCCCGGCUGGGCCGCAAGAUGUCGCCGAGCCCCACGCGCAGGGGCGCCUUCGAUUAGCCUCUCGGAGGCUGACGUUAGCGCAUCAGAGGCUAGUUUUCGCUCAUCCAACUCAACAGGUACUUUUGGUCCAGAGUGGCUACCGCUCCGAGGCUAUUGCUACCGAC
This is a messenger RNA of Hippocampus comes (tiger tail seahorse), 4123 nucleotides long. It is a transcript of the gene kank1a, whose product is annotated as KN motif and ankyrin repeat domains 1a. Lineage: Eukaryota; Metazoa; Chordata; Actinopteri; Syngnathiformes; Syngnathidae. Gene Ontology annotation, cellular component: cytoskeleton; cytoplasm. Gene Ontology annotation, biological process: negative regulation of actin filament polymerization. The record is from RefSeq and is a predicted model, not a curated record. Bases 390 to 4016 code for a protein of 1208 amino acids. Gene Ontology annotation, molecular function: protein binding. The transcript has 12 exons.